AUGAUUGAUGGGACAUUAUUGUUGCUGAUAAUGAAUCAAUUGAUCUUAGCUUGGAUUCUUUAUGAAUUGUUAAAUCCAACAUCGAUAUGUUGGAAUGAAAUCAUACAAUAUGCUAAUGAAACUUACAUUGCAUUUGAUAAUCAAAUAAUGCAACAAUUUGGAUUAAUCAGUCAACGAUUAAACAACCAAAUGCAUCAGAUGAUAGAAACAUGCAUAGAAAUACGAUUGGAAACAUUGUUGGGCAAAAGUUUGGACAUAAAUAAUAUUAAAACAUUGAAAUUUCCAUUUCGAAAUCAGAUGAUCACAGGCUUAUUCAAAGGAAUACUGGCGCUAUUGACGAAUAGUUGGCAUAUUUGGCUUAUAUGGCAUGCCAGAUUACCUACUACUAUAACACCUAAUAAUGUAGCACUUCCAGUAUUGAAUAUUGGCGCUCUCAGUUCUUUAUUCUGGAUUAUAAUAUCAAUUAUUUAUCAGUGGUCAAAUUUAUGGUAUGAAAAAAGUUUACUUGAACAAGCGCCUACAUUACCAUUUGCUGAAAUACGAUUGCUAUUAUUAAUUUCAACUGCAAUUCUAAUUAAUUGGUUUCUGCUUUAUACGCUCUACCGAGCAUUCAUUGAAAACAAGAAUGGUAUAGCAAGAAUACUUUCAAAAAGUGAUGAAAAAUCAAAAUGA
Brugia malayi is the source of this 672-nucleotide messenger RNA. RefSeq lists its product as uncharacterized. The record is from RefSeq and is a predicted model, not a curated record. The coding region runs from base 1 to 672 and encodes 223 amino acids. Lineage: Eukaryota; Metazoa; Nematoda; Chromadorea; Rhabditida; Onchocercidae. The transcript has 5 exons.